Messenger RNA from Rotaria sp. Silwood2, 2307 nucleotides. The record is from the annotation of a GenBank genome assembly. Lineage: Eukaryota; Metazoa; Rotifera; Eurotatoria; Philodinida; Philodinidae.
AUGUCAAAUUCAAAAUCCAUAAACGAUAUUCUUCUAUGUGAUGAUAAUGAACGUUUGGAGCAUCUUAUACAAAUUUUUGCUAAAUAUCAAAUGGCUGGAAAACGAUAUGAAGCAAAAGCAUGGCAUGCUUAUUUUCGACGUAUUGCUAUUAAUCCUGUUAUUUUUUAUCAACAUAAUGCAACACUUUUUUAUGAAGAUAAUCAAUAUGAUCAUGAAACAUUCCAAGUCAUGGAACCGACUUGUAUUCAUGGUGACUUACAUAUUGGUCAAUUUCAAUACUAUUUCGAUGAUGUCAACAAUGAACGCGUACUUAGAAUGAUACAUCACAAAAAAAUUAUUGCACCAUUUACAUGGGAUCUCAAACGUUUAGCAACAAAUCUUGUACUUGUUGCUUAUUAUCAAGGUUUUAGCGAUACUGAAAUAAUUGAAAUAUUACAUGUUUUUAUUCGACAAUAUAUUAAAAAUGUUACAACAAGAACAGGCAAAAUCAAUCUAUGCAGAAAAUAUUCGGAUAAAAAUGAACAAUAUAAUCAAUUAAAAUCAUGCCUAUCACAUAGGCAAAUUUCAGUCAUUGGUUCAACGCCCAUUCAACAUAAUAUGCAUGAUAUUGAUUGGAAAAAACUUGAUACUGUAGCCAGUUUCAUAAUUUUCGCUGAACAAUUUGCUAUUGUUGUUGCCAAUUCACAUUGCCAACCACCAGUUUCUAUUUCACCAACACAGUAUUUGAUAGAAAACAAUGCUGAACAUUGUACACAUGUUAUUCAAACAGCUUUAUCUUCAAAGACUCAACAACAAGAAUUAAUUAAUGAUAUUUGUCUUUUUUCUAUGAUUUAUGCUGAAAUAGCUGAACGUGAUCAUCGGCUUUUUUUUAAACAUUUUCGUAAUGAAAGAAUAUUUAAUGGUAUAAAUGUACUUAAUCGUACUCGAAUACCACAUCCGUUAGCUGAUGCUCGUUCAUUAUCUAUAUUAAUUGUGGGUGGAGGUAUUGGUGGUAUGGCAACAGCAUUAAGUUUUGCUCGAGCCGGUAUACGAGUUCAUUUAUUUGAAAAAAAGGAGGAAUUUGGUGAAGUUGGUGCUGGCAUGCAAUUGGCACCAAAUUGUAGUCGUUUACUCGAUCGUCUUGGUGUUUUAAAACAAAUACAAUCUAAUGCUGUUUUUCCUAAACAAAUUGUAUGGAUGGAUGCUUUAACUGGUCAACGUCUUACAGCUAUUGAUUUAGGUGCUAAAUAUAUUGAAGCAUUUGAUUAUCCAUAUAUAGUUGUACAUCGAGCUGAUCUUUUUGAUGCACUUUAUCAAGCAUGUUUAGAAAAUUCACUAAUAAUAAUGGAAACAAAUCGUGCAGUAACAAGUGUUGAUGAACGACCAAAAUCAGUAAUGGUUGAAUGUGCAGAUGGAACGCGUUACGAUUGUAAUAUGGUUAUUGCAGCUGAUGGUCUUUGGUCAUCAUUAAGAAAAUUUGUUUGUGAUGAUGGAGCACCACUUAGCGUUGGUUAUGUUACUUACCGAGGAACAAUAGAUAUUAAACAAGUUUCAGAAGAAGCUGGCCUUGAAAAUGUUCAAUUUUGGAUAGGACCUUCGAUGCAUUUAGUACAAUAUCCAAUUCGACGAGGAGAAUUAUAUAAUCAAGCAGCUGUAUUUAAGUCAAACAAAAUGCCUGAUGAUACAGAUCAAUGGGGAACAAAAGAAGAACUUAAUCAACGAUUUAGUAUUGGAUGUGAACAUAUUAAAAAUGCUUUAAAAUCAAUUCAAACCAAUAUUCGAUGGCCUGUUUAUGAUCGUAAUCCAUUAUCGAAAUGGAGUCGUGGCCGAUUAGUAUUAUUAGGGGAUGCAGCUCAUCCCAUGUUACAAUAUGCUGGUCAAGGUGCUGCACAAGCAUUAGAAGAUGCGGAUGCACUUGUGACUGCUUACAAAAAGUAUGGACCACUAAAAAUUGAUUGUGUAUUUCGAGAAUAUGAACAAAACCGAAUACCUCGUUCAUCAAAAGUUGUUCAAUUCGCACGUGAUAUUGGUACUUUCGCACAUUAUAAUGGAGUGAAAAAAAUUGUUCGUGAUCAAAUAUUAAAGAAACAUGAUAUGUAUGAUUAUGAAUUUUUGAAAUGGUUAUAUGAAGAUAAUCAAAACGACGGAAACAGGAGUGAUACGAUCGAAGGAAAGAUUGAACGGAUCACUACUCUCGGCGUCGAAAAAUUUUCGGUCGAUGCUUCUCCGUAUUGGAAAACUUUGGUGGAUCAAUUUUCUCCAAGUUUGGGGAACUUACUGAAUGAUGGUCUGAAAAUUUGCAGAAAUAUUUUAGACAUCGUGCUCUGA